Caenorhabditis elegans is the source of this 1925-nucleotide messenger RNA. It is a transcript of the gene fask-1, whose product is annotated as RAP domain-containing protein. Bases 2 to 1813 code for a protein of 603 amino acids. The record is from RefSeq and is marked reviewed. Lineage: Eukaryota; Metazoa; Nematoda; Chromadorea; Rhabditida; Rhabditidae. The transcript has 8 exons.
AAUGUGGAGCCGUGGAUUACCCACGCUUUGCAGGACGAUUCCGUGUCGUCAGUUUUCCGUCGCAGCUCAAAGUGGAGCUGGUCCUGCAGAAAUUGAUGAUUUCCUCCAUUCCAUCGCCGCUGCUCCAACACAGAAGCUCGUGAAAAACAGAACUGUAUUAGAAACUUCGACGGAAUUUUUCAAGUGGCUCGAACAAAAUCCCAUAAAAUCGAUUGAUCAAUUCAUCACAGCUGCACAAAUGGCUAUCACUGUGAAAUCAACGGAACAAAAUAAGGCGUUUUCGAAAAUUGAUGAUAUUGCGAAGAAAGUUCUGCCGAAAUUCUAUGAAAAUUUUGGACCGAAGGAGACAGUGGAUGCAUUGCGAUUUGUUUUGCAGCUGAAUUCAAAGGGAAAAGUCUCGACGGAUAUUCAGAAUUUGUUCCUUGAAAAAAAAAUAAGUCAAUCCGAUCUACAAACUGUUCCAUUUGACACACUUGUGAUGAUCAUUCGAUAUUCAAAAUCUUCAAUCGAUCAAAAUGUUAUCGAAUCUAUUGCGACUUCAUUGAUUUCUAGAAUCGAAAAAGAACUGGCAAAUCCUGCAGAUCUCCUAGCAAUUCUCGCCGGUGAUGGAUACGAAAAAUCAAAAUGGUUUCACAACGAAGCGUUCCUCAAAAAAGCCGAACGACUUGUAGCAGUAAUGGGAAUGGCUGAAAAAUGUGCUCUUUUGAAGCAUAUGGCAGUGAAUAAGCAAAGAAAUCGACAGCUACUUGGAGCAAUAAUCAACGCGAUUUCCAGUUCCAGUCAAGUUCUUACAGUAUCACAAAUUGUCAGUGUCACCGGCUCAUGUUCUGCUCUCACCUAUUAUCCACCAAAAAUUGCACGGAAAAUCUCCAACGACCUCGAGAAAAAUUCGAAUGUUCUUGCUCAAUGGGAUGAUGUGCUCAGCAUUGCCGAUUCAUUUAUUCGUAUGAGAAUGGGUGAUCAAAAGUCAUGGAAUCUUCUUGUUCGAUGGGCAAUUGAAAAUGUGAAGCAAGCACAUCCGGCUCGAUUGAGCAAAUUUGUCUCCGGGCUCGCUAGAAUUGGAGAACCAUCUGGAAAACCGUUGGCAAAAGCGCUCAAACCAUUUUUGGUGAAGGAAAAAGCUUCGACGCCCAACAAUUGGCUGAAUAUCGUCUUUUCUCUUGCAUAUUUUCAAGAACUUGAAGCAGUUCAUGCGGAUUCGGUGCUCAAUAAGAGUUUUGUAGAUCAAAUCAUGAAUUCAACAAUGGAAAUUCACGAUCGACUCCGAAAAGCGAUGACUCUUCUAAUGAUCAGUUCAGCGGCUAAAGUUGAUAUGCAGGGAAAAUACGAAGGACCAACAGUGAAUAAGGAAACAUUUGCUCGAUUUGGAAUCAAUUUCGACGCGAAAACGAUUCGGAACGCGAGGCAACUGAAAUAUUCGAGCAAUCAUUCAGAAUGCGAUCGAUAUUUUUUAAAGUCAUUAUUCAAACUUGCUCCACAAGAUACUCAUUGUCAACUUCCGAAUGUUGAAGAUUGUGGAGCUUUUGUCGAUGCCUAUGUUAUGCCAGAUCCGAAUUCCAACUUGCUAGUGAACACAUCACAAUGGGGCUCGAAAAAACCCAGGCCUCUAUUUUUCUACGGAUGGUUGCAAACUAAACAGAACACAGAAACGAGCGGCGAAAUCAAUACAGUUGGGCAAGAACAAUUGGGACUUCGACUGAUGCGUUCCGCUGGCUUCGAUCCAGUAGUCGUCUUCAAAACGGAACUCGACUAUUGCUCCACAGAAAUUGAUCAAGUGAAUCUGCUACGGGAUAAAAUACAUAAGAAGAAUUAAUUUUUUUGAUAAAAGAUUAUAUUUCUAGCGCCCCUAGUCUUUAUUGUUUUGUUGUUAUUCAUUUUUAUUCAAUAUUUUUUAGAUUUGAGAUUAUAAUAAAACAAAUUUAUAA